Molecule: messenger RNA, 1395 nt
Organism: Erinaceus europaeus (western European hedgehog)
Lineage: Eukaryota; Metazoa; Chordata; Mammalia; Eulipotyphla; Erinaceidae
Product: keratin-associated protein 9-1
Exons: 1
Coding region: 42-824 (260 amino acids)
Cellular component (GO): keratin filament
Source: RefSeq, a predicted model, not a curated record
UUUCUGUAUAGAUCACCUCUAACCACAUCUACUCUGACACCAUGUGCUGUUCUCCUUGUUGCCAGCCUACCUGCUGCAGGCCCAACUGCUGUGGGUCAAGCUGCUGUCAACCUUGCUGUCCCCAAAUGUGCUGUCAGACCACUUGCUGCAGGACUACUUGUUGCAAACCAACUUGCAUAACCAGCUGUUGCCAGCCUUGCUGCCAGCCUUCCUGCUGCUGUAAACCCUGCUGCCAGCCUUGUUGUCCCCCAACUUGCUGCCAAACCACCUGCUGCAGGACCACCUGCUGCAAACCAACAUGCAUAACCAGCUGUUGCCAGCCUUGCUGCCAGCCUUCCUGCUGCUGUAAACCCUGCUGCCAGCCUUGUUGUUCCCCAACUUGCUGCCAAACCACCUGCUGCAGGACCACCUGCUGCAAACCAACUUGCAUAACCAGCUGUUGCCAGCCCUCCUGCUGCUGUAAACCCUCCUGCCAGCCUUGCUGUCAAACCACCUGCUGCAGGACCACCUGCUGCAAACCAACUUGUAUAACCAGCUGUUGCCAGCCCUCCUGCUGCUGUAAACCCUCCUGCCAGCCUUGCUGUCAAACCACCUGCUGCAGGACAACCUGCUGUAAACCAACUUGCAUAACCAGCUGCUGCCAGCCUUGUUGUCCCACAGCUUGCUGCCAGCCCGCCUGCUUCUGUAAACCCUGCUGCCAGCCUUGUUGUCCCCCAACUUGCUGCCAAACCACCUGCUGCAGGACCACUUGCUGCAAACCAACUUGCAUAACCAGCUGCUGCCAACCCUGUUGCCAGCCCAGUUGUUGUGAGUCCAGCUGCUGACAACCCUGCUGAUAACCAGCUGUUGCCAGCCAUCCUGCUAUUAGACCACUUGCUACUGCCCUUGUUAUGAGUCUAGCUGCAAUCAGUCUUCUUGCUGUUGUUCAGUUUGCCAAAUAGCCACCAUCAGAACAGACACUGGUCUGCCCUUCUGGAGAGAAUUUUACUUCCAAACAUUGCUGAAAACCAAGAUAUUUGUGUUAUAUGCACUUCUGUUUAUAUAAAAUUGUGUGAGCCACUUUGAUGGAGUGAGGAGUACUUACCUCGGUUUCUUCUUGUUGUUUCUACACAUCAUGUGACAACUUUAUACAUGAUAUGGAUUCAUGGUUUCUUUUUGAGUCAUAAUUAGAUAUCUUUAUAUUAUUCCCUUGAGUAACUUAGCAAAACAAGUCUUCAAAACUUUUAUAUAGGCUUCUGCAACUAUUAAAUAAUCUUCAUAGUCAUGGUUUCUUUUUCAAGAUAUUGAUGCUUCUUGUAUUCUGCUUUCUUCUUUUUAUGAUCACUUUGCCUUGUCUCUACAUGUAGAGGAUCUUAGCUAUAUAUCUUAAUAAAGACUAUACCAAUGCUUAUCUUA